UCUCCCUCUGCCACUGGUGCUCGCACGCCCCAUUUGAAGCCUCCGGCAAACCCUCCAGGAACGGAACCCAUGUGGUAGCCCGAAGCUGAGGCCGAGAGAAAGGCGCACCCCCGGCGGAGAAACAAGGGAGAUGGAUGCGGAUAAGUCGUUGUAUGCUGAAGUCCAGCGGCCAUGGCAACGAACUCGUCGCAAUCGAACGCAACACUCGCUGACCACACGCGUGGCUUGCCGGCAAUAAACGCGGCACGGCGCGUACAGCGCGAGUCUGCGUGGACUUCAUGAAAGGAUGCAGAUGACGAUGGAAAAGCACGUCGGCCAUGCUGGAUGCCAGUCCAGCAAGAGGUCUUGCUGAGGCGCAAUGCUGACGACUGGAUUGAAACAUCCGACGUCGCUUUCGGGAAACUUUCGUGAUCUACACGUCAUACUGACCCCCUCUACUGUCAGCUCUGGAACCAGCACUGUGCACGUGAGGAGGAGGAAGAGGAGGAGGAGUGCGCCAAAAUGCAGGAUAAUGUAUGCGAACACCUCAGCCUCAGCGGUCACCGUUUAAAGAGCCGGACUGGAUUACCAAAUGUGCUAGGAGGGCUGGCCGGGGAUCGGCUGGACCCAGGCGCGAAGCCGAAACUUAUAAGUAAAGCUGUAUAGAGGAAAGGAGACGACACGCGGUGUGCCAAGGGAAGGAAUGACACGGCCCGCGACGUGUUGGGACCGAUACAGCCAUAUCUGAUGCAGAUUCCUAGGACUCUCAGGAGAUUACGCUGCCCCUCGAACCAGCGUUGGUGCAGCAGCACAGUAAGGGCCUGCUGCACCGUUCGCACAAGGUGUAUAACUAAUCUCAGAUCGUAACACCAAGCCCCAAAGCCUUAAAUGACAAACUCCCGAAAGCCAUUAGGGUACAAAGGCGGGCAACCACCCUCUAUAUUCUCUGGCUCAAAUCCCCGAGCCCACGCAUCCGCAAUUUCAUCGGCAGUCAUUCCACCAGACAGAUGCGUCGAUUGAUUAGCACCUUUACCAAGAGUGACAUCGAAGAAGCAUUCGAUCCAGCACAUGGAUGUCUGGUUCUCUGGCUGAGGGCAACGACUGAAGCAGGGCUCCCCGCGCUUCUGCACAACGUGCGUCAGGUAUCUUCCCUGGCACUCGGCGGUGAUAGUUUUGAUGAUUGUGGGAUUGCGCCAAUACACGCCCUCACCCUCUUUUGUAAGCGAAAACCACAUUCCACCCUGUAGAACCUUGGCAGCAUUGUAAUUCCAGUAUUGGUAGUUCCGACGAACGAAAGGAUUUGGUGGUGGUGCCAUGAUGGCCCCAGGACGUAUCAAUUCCAUACCAACAGGGCCUUUGCCGCAUUUUGAAGGCAGCAAACUAAUACAGGAAUACUCGCAAUCCCGAACUACAUUGCAAUACUGGUACUGUCCAAAGCUGUCUUGCACUUCCACCUCCAACUUGCGGAAGACUAGCUUGCCUGUGGCUUCUGGGUUGAGGCAAUCAAACAAUGCAGGGUCUGUCCGGCACCUUCGCGGAUCAGCCUCACAACGCGAACAUACAGCUGCUAAGUAUACGUUUUUCAAUGUGAAAUCCAUACGCAUCGCCUUUGGUAUCGCCUAGGUUCUUAUCGGCCACUGUAUUCUGGCAACUGUCCUCAAGCACAUCAUACAGGACGACUGUCUUCCAUGUGCUGUUGUCUUGUGAUCGCAGCGCUGCGGUCGGCACUGUGUGAACAGGUGCGCGAUCGAUGUACAAGAGCCUUGCGAUGUCUUCGAGGCCUUGCGAUCGUAAUGUCUGCCUGUCAAUGCUUCUCAAUGAGAUUGCAAGCACAUUCUUCAGCCUCUCCCCGUCGACCAGUGGAUCUGCGGCUGCACCGGUGGAAGAAUUGCGAGCUGGGGCUGCAUCAGAGAGCGUGCCAAGCUCUGGCAAACUAGCGCUCCUGAGGUCUGGUGUCUGCAGUGGAACGCCCAAUGCCUUGUCAACAGAAGGCUUCACACGAGACCGCAAACCGAUUGCAAUGGCCGUAGGCUGCAUCUUAGUGUACGCGGCUUGCACGAUUUGCAUGUACAUUCCAUUGGCGCGAUCUACCAACGGAUAGUAACCAAAAAGACCAGGAUCUGCAUGGAUUUUCGCAGCUUCACACUCUGGUGGGAACGAAUUCCAAGGGGGGUGCGACAAGCAUUCGAAAUAAUUGCACAUCGAAUAGUGCCCGAUCGUCUCUACAAGACUCUUGCUAGCAAGCUGAGCCUUCGUUUUAGGCAUCCAGGGCGGGCCCAAAUAAUCUGCUUCCAUUUGCUCGGCGAUCGCCUUCGGAACGAGUUCAUACGAAAGAUAUGAACGAAGGAACUUGUCGUAGUCAUCUCCAGUUGUGACCAUCCCUGCAGCUAGGAACGGAUUCUUCCCACCCAGCCAUUGCGUCUCCGUCAUGUUUGCGCGGCGAAGAAGGUAAUGCGAAAUCAUAUCCUGGACAGUUGUAUUUGCUGCGGUAGCGGCCAGAGCGCCUGCAACUUGCAAGUGGAAUGAGUUGUAUGAAAAUGUGGUUCCCGGCUCGAACUUGAAGGGAGCUAGACGGUAUAUUUCUUUGGCGCACGCCUCUGGCUCAUAAAAUGGAGCAGCUGGGCCAACCAAGCAUGGAACCUCACCGCUGGGAUCCCAAGCGUAAAACCCACUCGUGAAAGAAAGAAGGUUGCGGAGAGUGACGCGGCUUCUUUUGUCACAUGGGUCCUUUGUCCACCAUGUCCAAACUUCGUGAGCGAACGUGUCAAAUGACAAGUGACCGUCGUUGACAACCCCAGCAAUGGCUGUGGCAACAGGAAACUUACUUGAGGAAGCCAUUAGCAACUUUGUCGACAUUGUUGUCGAUCCCUUCUCAAACGUGUACUUGCGACCACCUGCGCUUCCAGCCGAAAAAGCAAAAUUAUCAGCACCAUGCGUCUUCCGAAGAACAUCUGUUACCUCAGCCCAGUUGUCAACACAAAGGCAGCGUCUCAACGCAAGCAAUAAGUAUGCCUUCCUGCAGUGUGCCAUUCUGAGAAGACGAGAAGUCAAGGCUGGCUUUAGACUGCAACCGUGGUGGCCUGCACCACCCGAAACCUGAGC
Prorocentrum cordatum is the source of this 3081-nucleotide messenger RNA. NCBI's taxonomy places the organism in Eukaryota, Dinophyceae, Prorocentrales, Prorocentraceae. The record is from the annotation of a GenBank genome assembly.